GAUUGUUCUGACCCGGACCGACCCGGACUCUCUGUUCUGACCGGGCUCUCCGCUCCUCUUGUAUCCGGACCUGCCGCUCCGUCCUCGGUGUCAUGGGUCCCGUCGAGCUGCUCCACAUGUCCGUGUUCUCUCAGAGUUUUUCUCCCUGCGGUCGAUUUCUGGCAGCCGGAAACAACUACGGAGAGAUUGGCGUGUUCAGCCUGUCUGCAGCUCUGAGUCCGGACGCCACCGCGCUGAGUCAGAAACCAGUUCUGACCUUCACAGCUCAUGAAGGUCCGGUCUUCUCUCUGCUGUCCACCGACUGUCACCUGCUCAGCGCCGGGAACGGAGAGAUCAGCGCCUGGAGCUGGAGCGAGCUCAUCAAGAAGAACGUCAAACCGGUUUGGACCAAAAGACCAAACUACAAGUCCAGUCUGGAGAUCCCAGAGAUCAAUGCCAUGACGAUGAACCCCAGAGAUAACAGUCUGGUCGUGGGUGGAGGAGACAACAACGUCCACAUCCUGGACCUGGAGCACGGCGCCUUCAAGUCGGUGCUGCAGGGUCACUCAGACUACAUCCACUGUGUGAGCGUGAGAGAGCGUGAGGGCGAGAUCCUGUCGGGGGGCGAGGACGGAGCUGUGAGGAUGUGGGACAGCCGGACGGGUCGGUCCGUUCACUGCAUCGAGGUCCAUAAGUACGAGAACUGCGCUCGGCCUCAGGUCGGUAAAUGGAUCAGCUGUUUGACCACUGACUCGGACUGGAUGCUCUGUGGUGGAGGUCCGUCUUUGUCUCUGUGGCACCUCCGCUCGCUGUCGCCGACCUCCGUCUUCCCGCUAAGCGGCUGCCAGAGACAGGCCGCCUUCCACCAGGACAUGAUCCUGGCUGUAGGUGAAGGUCCGUUUGUGUCUCACUGCCUGUUGGGUGGAGAAGUCAAAGCUCAGAUUCCCUGCACGCCUCAGAGCCUGAACACACUGCAGCUGAACACCAACAGCACAGAGCACCGGGUUCUGACGGCGGCCGGCAGCAGCGAUCACAUCGACGUGUUCACCAACCUGUCGUACAGAGCGUUCUCGCUCAGCUUCUGAGCAGUCGUCUGUUUUUUAAGUUUUUAAGUCUCAAUAAAACAUUUUGUCACUUCAAA
This is a messenger RNA of Larimichthys crocea (large yellow croaker), 1120 nucleotides long. It is a transcript of the gene thoc6, whose product is annotated as THO complex 6. Gene Ontology annotation, biological process: mRNA export from nucleus. The transcript is spliced from 13 exons. Gene Ontology annotation, molecular function: protein binding. Gene Ontology annotation, cellular component: THO complex; transcription export complex. The record is from RefSeq and is a predicted model, not a curated record. The coding region runs from base 93 to 1064 and encodes 323 amino acids. Lineage: Eukaryota; Metazoa; Chordata; Actinopteri; Sciaenidae.